Molecule: messenger RNA, 1128 nt
Organism: Miscanthus lutarioriparius
Lineage: Eukaryota; Viridiplantae; Streptophyta; Magnoliopsida; Poales; Poaceae
Source: the annotation of a GenBank genome assembly
AUGACAGAGCCAAUCAAGGAUGGUGGCUUAGAAGUCGAAGGAGGCGGAAAUCACCGAACUGGAUUCGCUGCUUCUAGUGAACAACAGCUGCAGCCUUAUUCAUCAAACUUUUUCAGGUUUUUAUUUCAUCAACAGGGUGCAGAAACUGCUCAGGAGAUGCAGCAAAUCAAAGGCUGUGAAGCAAGGGAAAGGAGAGGGGCAGGUGGGCUACUCACCAUAGAUUUUUGUUUUGUCGCUGCAAGUAUGAUCCUUGAGUCACUUGUCCACUCUUCAAAUGCUGCUAACAACCAGAAAAAGCUGGCUAAAUCCUUUGGCGAAUUAAAAAUUGUGAUUUCUGCAACUUUCCAUUGGAAUGCUGCAAAUAAGGCCAUCGAUACAAGCCGUCGCCAAACUACGAAUGCCCAAGUGCUGGAGGAGUCUGAGGAUGAUGCAAAGGCGCAAUCUCCUGCUCCAUUCCGGAAUGCGGCAUUUCGAGCCACGGCGCAAUGCACCGACGCGGGUACUUCUGGUGUCAUCCCUGAUUCUCUAUAUCUAGAUUUGACGAAAGCCCUUGUGGACACCGACAAGAACCCCUACGAUGCUUCGGGUAUGGACGUUGCCCGGAUUGGAUUGGGUGCACCUCCGAGGCCUCCGCUCGUUGGCGAGACCCCUCGUCCAUCUGGUUCGGGCAUGGAACAUGGCACAGAGCAUAGCAUGCAAGAGGUUGUAGGCCGCAACCAGGCAAUUGAGGCCCUAAAGAAGGAGAUGGGUAUUCUUGAGGUUGAGAAGACCCGGCUUGCGGGGGAGGUUGGUGGCCUCUGCACCGCCCAAGCUGAAUUGGGGGAGCUUCAGAAGAAGGUUGACUUGCUGAACAAGGAGGUGGAUGGCGCGAAGGCUGCUGAACACUUGGCUACUGAACGCACCUUGAAAGCUAUUGAGACGGCCAACAACCUUCGCAAGCAGGAGGCACAGAAAGUGGAGGCCGCGCGUGGUGCUGCCGGAGCGCAACCUUCGCGGGCAGCACAGGCAAUGGCUAUGAAGGCCCCCUCUCCUGCUGUUGAGGCGAUGGCUCCAAGGGCUCCUUCCCCUGCAGUUGAUGUCCCAAGGCCUAGGGAACCUACGCCUGCCCCUGCUGAUUCGGAGGUGUAA